AUGUCUUUUGAAGAAGUAACGGUAAUCAAGUAUCUUGAUAAAUUAAUCAAGCAUUUUGAAGUAAUCAAGAAUCAUCGUGAAAAUGAACGCGAAUCAUUCGUACCAAACAGUUUUAUAAUUGAUCGUCAAAAAACUAUCAAGAAUUAUCAUGAAAAUGGACUCGCACCCGUAAUCAAAGUUCCAUUUCCUCCAACUAUUACUCCAAAAGAAAUUAUUGUAGUCAAAAAUGGAAAAAUCCCAUCAAGGCCUCCAAACAGUUUUAUAAUUUAUCGUCGAGAAUUCCAAAAACAAUGUCAUAAGUUUGGAUAUUCAAAUAGUGUUGUUUCCAAAAUGGCAGCUGAGUCAUGGCGAAACGAGCCAUGGGAAGUAAAAAAUGCAUAUACAGAGCUUGCUAAAAAAGCGAAUCGUGGAUUAGUCGAAAUGCGUGCUGAAAUAAAUGCAUUAAAGUCAAACCAUUUACGUGUGCCAUUGAUCGUUUCUCCCAUUUUGUCAGAAAUGGAGAAAUUAUUAUCAAAUAUACCAUUGAAUAAUUCCCUUGCUUCUCCCAUUUCGUCAGAAGCUGGUGAAUUUUCUCCAAACAAUCAAAUUCAUUCUGAAACUAAUCAUUCUUUAUCUUCGAAACAUUCAUUGAAUGUUUCUCUUGCUUCCCCUAUUUGGUCAGAAACUGGUGAAUUUCCUUCAAAAAAUCAAAUUUACUUUUCUGAAACUAAUCAUUCAUUAUCUUCGAAACCUUCACAUAUAGUAUUGAAUAAUUCUCUUGCUUCCCCUAUUUGGUCAGAAACUGGCGAAUUUCCUUCAAACAAUCAAAUUUACUUUUCUGAAACAAAUCAUUCACUAUGUCCGACAAUUUCACAUAUAGCAUUGAAUGAUUCUCUUGCUUCACCCAUUUCAUCAGAAAUGGGUGAAUUUCUUCCUAACAAUCAAAUUCAAUUUUCUGAAACCAAUCGUUCAUUAUAUUCGAUAAUUUCACAUAUACCAUUGAAAAAUUCUCUUGCUUCUCCCAUUUCAUCAGACAUGGGUGAAUUUCCAAACAAUCAUAUUCAUUCACCUAGCCAUUUUCCUUCUAAUGUAGACGAUCAUUUACAUUUAGCAAAGAACUAUCUACAGAACGUUAAUAAUAACAAUGCGUUGUCUACGGAAAUUCUCCAAGUUGAAGAAAUCAAUCAAUUAAGUGACUAUCUAUAUUCAAAUGCAAUAGAAAUGAUAGUGAAUAGAGAUUGUAAUGAAACAAUCAAAGAUCCCUUGAAUUGCGAAGAAAUUAAUUACAUCGAUAUUCACUCAUUUAAUGAUUUGGUUUAA
This is a messenger RNA of Ambispora gerdemannii, 1299 nucleotides long. Lineage: Eukaryota; Fungi; Glomeromycota; Glomeromycetes; Archaeosporales; Ambisporaceae. The record is from the annotation of a GenBank genome assembly.